CUUCACUUCCUGCCAGGGAGAAAAACGGAGAUCCUGCUGGAUUGAGCCAGGCCCCAGACACUGAGCGGCCAGAUCUGUCUGGAGAGCCAGGAUGCUCCCUAAAAACUUUCUCCUCUCUCUACUCCUGCUGACAGCAGCCAGAGGCAUUUCCACUGAAGACCAGGAUGCUAUCCAAGUGCAGGAGAAUUUCAAUACCGCUGGGAUCUAUGGCAAAUGGUAUGAAGUGGCAAUAGGCUCCACCUGCAAGUGGUUGAAGAAGUUCAAGGACAGACUCCGCAUGGGCACUUUAGUGCUUGGUGAAGGGGAGACUGGCCACCAGAUCAGCUCCAUCAGCACCAGAUUCAGGAAAGGUAUCUGCGAGCAGGUCUCUGGAGUAUAUGAAAAAACCGACAUAAAUGGAAAGUUCCUCUACCAGAACCCCAGGUGGAACAAGACCAUCCAGUCCUAUGUGGUGCGCACCAAUUACAAUGAAUACGCCAUCUUCCUGAACAAGAAAACUGGCCGCUUCGGACCAUCCACCACAGUAAAGCUGUAUGGUCGGCAGCCAGAGCUGCGUGAGAGCCUCCUGGAGGAGUUCCGGCAGUUCGCCCUGGAGCUGGGCAUCCCUGAGGACUCAAUCUUUACCUCCAUCAGCAAAGGUGACUGUGUUCCUGGGGAAACAGAGCCUGAGUCUCAGCAGAGAACCCGCCGGGCAGCCCUAGCCCCGGAGGAGGCUUCUGGAGGUGGCCCGUUGUCAGCAAUUACCAGUAAAAAAGAAGAUUUCUGCCACCUGAAGCAAGACGAGGGACCCUGCCUGGGUCUGAAGACAAGGUUCUUCUAUAACAGCUCCUCCAUGGCCUGCGAGACCUUUAACUAUGGAGGUUGCCUGGGCAAUGGGAACAACUUCAAAUCUGAAAAGGCCUGUCUUCAGACCUGCCGGACAGAGGCUGCCUGCCGACUGCCCAUCGAGCCUGGACCAUGCCGUGGAAGCUUCCCACUCUGGGCCUUCGACGCUGCCCAGGGGAAGUGCAUCUCGUUCAUCUUUGGCGGAUGCCAAGGCAACGGCAACAAGUUCUACACAGAGAAGGAGUGCAAGGAAUACUGUGGGGUUCCGGGCGAGGGGGACGAGGAGUUACUGCGUUUGUCAAACUGACCUUAGCUCUGGGAACAUCCAGGAGUCCUCGCCUGAGUGAGCCUUGAAAACCGCCCAUUCCAAGUGGGCCUGGUAUCUCUGGGGGGCUGGCAUCUCUCCGGGGAUGGCCCUGGCACAGGAUAAAACACCACUCUGGGAAA
Molecule: messenger RNA, 1272 nt
Organism: Tachyglossus aculeatus (Australian echidna)
Lineage: Eukaryota; Metazoa; Chordata; Mammalia; Monotremata; Tachyglossidae
Gene: AMBP
Product: alpha-1-microglobulin/bikunin precursor
Exons: 10
Coding region: 92-1132 (346 amino acids)
Cellular component (GO): plasma membrane; cell surface
Molecular function (GO): serine-type endopeptidase inhibitor activity
Source: RefSeq, a predicted model, not a curated record